Molecule: messenger RNA, 5240 nt
Organism: Xyrichtys novacula (pearly razorfish)
Lineage: Eukaryota; Metazoa; Chordata; Actinopteri; Labriformes; Labridae
Source: the annotation of a GenBank genome assembly
ACACAGAAAAACCUUUAAAGAAGAAGAAGACAACAGUCGCGGGUUGAUGAUGUACGGAUUGGAAAAUGGAGAGAAAACACAUGUCAGCUUUUGCUUUAUAUCAAAGUAUAACAACGAGCGAUUCUCCACCUGCUAAGAAGCCUUUCCUGCAGGUAAGAGGUUAUAAAAUAAAGGUUAAAAAGCUGCUUUAGUGUUUAGAGCUGCAUGCGUGGAGAUGAACAUGUUUCUGUUGGAGAACCAGUUUACCUCAGAUUAUCAGACCCUUUAUUAGACAGACAUGUAUUAAAAUGUUUGUCUGCUUUCAGGGGGCUGGAAAGAAGAAAAAGAAGAAGGAGAAUGGAGUCAGUAAAAUGAACAAACCUAAUUUAAAAUCUGAAGGGAAGAAAAUGAAGAAGAAGCAGCAGAAGGAGAUCAAAAGAGAGGAGACCCCUGAGACAGAGCUGACAGAGGUGAGGAAGAACAACAAGGAAGAAGAUCUCAGAGGAUCAAUAAUCACUGAUUCAUCGAGCUGUUUGUGUUUCUGCUUCAGCUGCAGGAGGGUGCUGGUGUCAGUGGAGACGGAGAAGAUCUGAGUGAUCUUCUGACAGACCUGAGUCAAGUCCACAACAGCAGAGAGAGAGCCAGCAGACUGUUCCAGUGGCUCAUCAGCCCCGUCCCUGCAAAGACCUUCUUCAAGUAGGGAUGAGUUUGAUCACAGUGUUUGUCUGUAAAUGUGUUCAGAGCUGAUGUGAGCGACAAGGAUACUUGUGACAUGAAUCCCUCAAAUCAUCCUUUUCUCUACCUGAAAGUGGAAAUAUAUUCAAAACAAAACGAAAAAAAAAACAUCUUUAAGGAAAGUUAUUUCUGUCAUCCACAAAUGAUUUCUUUUCCUCUUUUCAAAGGGAAACGUGGGAGAAGAAGCCCAUUCUUGUUCAGCGCAAAAACCCACAUUACUACAAGGGUCUGUUCUCCACGGCUGAGUUUGAUCGCAUCUUGAGACAGGUAAGGAUCGGACAUGUGCGUCAUAGUAACGCAACUGUUAAAGGGAUAUUAAUUUAGGGUCAAACUCACCGUAACUCCGAGUUAGACACAGCGGUCUGAGGAGCCAUACACAAACCUCAACCAAAACGCCACUCUAUAGCCACAAAUAAUGCUCAGAACAGCACCUAACUUCAUCAACAGGACAUAUAGGGUCACAGACAUAGUACUAGACACCAAACAUCUUUUUAACUUUGACUCAUUUCUUUAGCAAAGAGACUAAACACAACUCACCUACUCCAUUACAGACUACAGCGGGGUGCUGCAGCUCAAGGAAGAACAUUUAUGAUCAUUUCUUUAUCAUUUCCUUGAAGUAAUAAUCACCAUAUUAAUCAUUUUUCACUGUAGACGCGGUAGUUCUUCUGUCUUAGCGUCUCGGUCUGAUUGUAUUUCCAUGAAGUAAUGAUCAUAAAUGUUCUUCCUUAAGCUGCGAAACUCCGCUGUAGUCUGUAAUGGACUCGCCUGAGGUCUCGCUACAAACAAGCGGCUGCUGGAAGAAAGUAGGUGAGUGGCGUUUUGUUUGAGGUUUGUUUAUGGCUCCUCAGACCCCUCUGUAUUGCUAUCCUGCAGUCGUUACUAAAGUUGGUAUAACUAGAGAAGUAAGCGGUCGGCAACUUUCAUCUCUGGAGGGGGGGUCUAACUCGGUGUUUUGGUGUGUUUGACCCUAAAUUAAUAUCCCUUUCAAAUCUGUGUGCUCCGACGUGUUCUGUUGUUUGUCUUAACUGAUAAAUUCAUGACUGUAGUUUAUUCUCAUAUCAAUAUUUUGUUCUGUGUUGUCCGAUUUCAGGAGGACGUUCAGUACGGAGUCAAUCUGGAUGUGACGAGCUACGUCAACGGCAAGAGAGAGACACACAAUCCUCCAGGACGAGCUCUGCCAUUCACCGUCUGGGACUUUUAUGAGGUUUGAAUAUGAUGGUUGAUUCUUUUCUAAGAAAGAAGCUGUUCAGACUCCGCCGUGUUUCAGUGUUUCAUAUUCUGUGGAAGCUGCUGCACAUUAACUUCUGCAGCUUUUUCUCUCAGAGUCAUUUAGCUUUCUUCUCACUUUCAGGCUCAUACUGCCGUCAUUAAAAAGCAGUUAGAAGAAGAUGCUCGUGUUAUGAGCUGCAAGGCAUUUUGUGCGAAGUGCACCAUCUGCUCUCACUGCUAAGUUAGUGAUCAUCUUCGUCGUUUUAUCUCUCUCUUCCCCCAGAGUGGCUGCUCCCUCCGCAUGCUGAACCCUCAGGCCUUCUCCUCCACCGUGUGGAACGUGCUCUCCAUCCUUCAGGAGCAGUUUGGCAGCAUGGCAGGAGCCAACGUGUGAGUAGUCAUACAGGGAUCAUAUCUUCAAACCUCUUCGCACUUAUUCUGACGUGAGUGCUCUGCCUUUAAUAGAUACCUGACCCCACCUGGAACUCAAGGCUUCGCUCCUCAUUACGAUGACAUCGAAGCGUUUGUGGUUCAGCUGGAGGGGAAAAAACACUGGAGAGUUUAUAACCCCAGGUGAGACGGAGUGAGGAGCUGUGAAGGAUUCACCAAAACAUGUGCGAAGCAAGAAAACUUCAGUUUGGCAUCACUUUUAGAUAAAAAAACAAGAUAUAUGCACUAACUUUUUCAUGUUUAACCUGAUCAAGUAAAAGAAGUUACUAAAGGGAGAUGAAUCAAUAUUUUUUUUAUGACUUCUUAACUUUUUUUACUGUCCAGGAAUUUCAGAGUUUAGUUGGAAAAAGUUUCCCAGAGUUGUUGCUUCUCUGCGCCUCAUUUUGCCUCAUUUCUCCUCAUGAGUCGUUCAGUAAUGCUGGACUCUCUACCUAGAAACUCACUGAUAAACAUCUUUCAUCUGGUUUUUUCUUAGGACAGAGGACGAGGUCCUACCUGUGUUUUCAAGUCGUGAGUAAACAAGUUUUUCUUCAUCUAUAUUCACCUUCACAUGAAAACUGUGUGUCUGACCGUCUUCCAGCUUCAGAACACUGACACAGCGCAGACAGAGAGUUUACGUUACUCCCAUUUAAAGUCUCUGCCAUCAGACUAUUUAUCAGAUUUACUUUUACUGUUUAAGUCUGUGAGAACUUCCUGUCCUUUUUUUAAAAAGUCAUUUAUUAUUUUUAUUUAUUGUUAGUUUUGUUGGUUUGUCAUAAACCUUUCACAUGACUCAGAGUUUUGAUUAAUUUCAUUGAUUUCUGUUCUUGUAAAGUGCAGUACAAGUGAUUUGCUCAUGAGGGAUCGUAGAUAAACUCGACUUCUUCCUUCUUCAGCAAACUUUGACCAGGCGGACAUCGGGAAGCCGAUCCUGGAGGUGGUGCUUGAAGCCGGAGAUCUCCUCUACUUCCCUCGAGGGUUCAUCCACCAGGGCGACUGUCUCCCAGACGCCCACUCCCUCCACAUCACCAUCUCCUCCUUCCAGAAGAACAGCUGGGGGGAUCUGCUGCAGAAGGUGAUACUCUUAUCUGAAUCCUUUUCUAUUUCUGUACACAUCCUGGUCUAAUAUACAGUAGGGGACUCUGCACCAAGUAUUUACACCUUCUCUCUCUAGCUGGUUCCAGCAGCUUUGGAAGUAGCCAUGGAGGAGGAUGUGGAGUUCAGACAGGGUUUACCCCUCGAUUAUCUCACAUACAUGGGAGUACAAAACUCUGAUAAGGUAAUGAGCUGGUUAUAUGUCUUAAUUUGUCCUUUUCUGAGAACAUCAUCAACACUCUCGGUGUCCUUGUGUUUGUAGAACGACCCACGCAGGACAAAGUUUUUCUCGAGAAUCGAGAGUCUGAUGAAGAAACUGGCAAACUUCGCCCCAGUCGACGCCGCCGUGGAUCAGAAAGCCAGAGACUUCCUGCACGACUGCCUCCCUCCGAAGCUCACAGCAGGUACAUGAUGGUCACUGAGUGUGUAAAGAGAGAAGUCCUGCUCAUGGCUUCUUCAUUUAACAUAUAUGAUUGGAUCUCCUGCAGAGGAAUUGGCCAGCAGUGUGCAGGGAGCUCCGGUCAGGUGGGAGCGAGGGCAGGUCACGGAUGUUUGUGCGCAAAUCACAGAGCAGACCAGGGUUCGACUUCUCCGUGCUGGGUGUGCCAGGUGAUGAAUCUUUUUAAAAAUUGACUGUUUGAAGAUGUAAAACUGUCCUUUUAUUAAAUAAUAGAGCUCAUAAGUUUCUUCCGUGUCCAGGUUAUGCAGCGAUGGAGACGGUGUUCUUGUUUACUACACGACAGACAACUCCAGAGUUUACCACAAAGAGGAGCCCAAGAGUUUUGAAAUAGAGACAGAGGUACAGGGACGGUCUGUUUUUAAAUAAAUAUGUGUAAAAUGUCGUUUUUCUGAUGAUUGUUUUUUCGCUCCUGUAGCACACGGAUGCUGUUGAGUUUCUGAUCCACUCAUAUCCUAAAUUUGUGACCGUAGGAAGUUUGCCCUGUGAUUCAGAGGAGGACAAGGUAUGAUGUUUUGCCUUCAUGCAGUUUGCUCAGACGUGGACAUACACCCAUGUUAUAUUUCUGAUUUCUGUGCAGUUUAGAGACUAUAUGAAAAAGAUUGACAGCACUACAACUUUCCAAAAUGAAGCCAAAAUAUCCAGCUUAUUCUGUUGCCUGUCAGUAUUAAAGAUCAUAAACGCCAGUCACUCUAUUAUGGUGAGCAGGAUAGGUGUCAAACUAGUAAAUAACUCGCAUCAAGCACUUUUCAUAAAAAUGAUUUGUCUUGAGAGUACAUUUUGGUGAUAGUAUCCAUCACGGUGGUAUUUAACCUUCAUUUCCAGAUGAGAGGACGUCAAAAUUUCUUAUCUUUUAAUUUUUGUCUUUUUUGUAUCUAUACUACGCUGCUGUAAUUUCCCCCCUGUGGGACUAAUAAAGAAACAUCUUAUUUCUAUUAUCUUCUCCAUCUCUAUGGUCCUUUUAAUGGGAGGUGAUCAGUUAUUGCACUAAUAAAGAGUAGAUGUGCCUUAUUAAUUAUCUGCUCACUGUCCAAAAUGUGUUUGAUGAUGAUUUUUGGCUUUCUGAUGUUGUAAAGAAGUUGAAAUCGUCCCUCAUUGUGUCUCUUUUUUGUUCCCCGACAGGUCCUUUUGGCUGAGCUGCUCUUUAAGAGGGGGAUCAUCCAGACUGCAGAGCCUCUGUAGUAACCUCUGACUCUUCAGUCAUGCUGACUGCAUGAAGAGUUUCAAAUUGACUUUAUACAAAAAAAGAUCUUGAAUGGAAAACACUUCUUGCCUCAAGUCUUCUUCAUUAUGACCUUUUUGUAGGUGAUGGCAAAUAAAGCAGUUUAUACAGAAA